This is a messenger RNA of Diaporthe amygdali, 5052 nucleotides long. RefSeq lists its product as uncharacterized. The coding region runs from base 1 to 5052 and encodes 1683 amino acids. The record is from RefSeq and is a predicted model, not a curated record. Gene Ontology annotation, cellular component: microtubule organizing center. The transcript is spliced from 2 exons. NCBI's taxonomy places the organism in Eukaryota, Fungi, Ascomycota, Sordariomycetes, Diaporthales, Diaporthaceae.
AUGGAUGAGACGGACAGGAUAGACACGGGCAGGAUGGACGACUCUGAGAGCACCGUAGAACUCGCCGCACGCAAGCCCCUGCCGCCUUCGUCCUCGACUGCGACCUUAGACGUAGACAGUCUUGAACAGGAACCCCCAUCGCGACCAUCGACCGCAUAUCGAGUCCCUGGCACGCCCAGCAACCCGCACGAUGAUCACGACCAGGACCAGGGCCAGGGCCAGGGCCGCGACUACGACCACGACGUGCCCACGCCCACGCGCCCAACGUCGUCCGAGCCACGCACCGUCCUGAGAGCCGAUAAUAUUCCUAAUCUUCGACCUCCAAGCGGCUUGCGACACCAGACACAACCACAGCAGAUUACACAAGAACAUGCUGGCAGCGCUGGCGACCACAGCUUUGCCGAAGGCCUCAGCGCACUACCCGAAACCGAACACAACGACUCCUAUACUGCGCAAAUGGUCAGAAGGCAGCUGCAGGACAUCGAGUCCAGCUUCACCACCCCGAUCUCCCCUCUCCCUACUGUAAACUCCCUCGGCUUGGACGACACCUUCGUCUUCGACUCUCCUUCAAAGCCUCCUAAACCACCAGGCGGUUCCGCUCCCGCCCCUGCUGCAGCUUCCACAAGAUCGCCUGUUCCUCCUCAGCCGACCCACGACGAACCCUCCCUGCCUCACAUCCCUCCGCCAGCCGAAUCUAAUCAACCGAGCCCCGAGCCCAAGAGAGAGCCAGCAUCCGACCAGCUCCAUGUCCCAGAAGGCACAUCUGCCCUGGAGGCUUUCUCGUCCUCCCCGACCGGGGCCACCACCGCGCGCACCAUCUCACGAGCAAUGUCCAGGAUUAGCAAUGGCAACAACAACAACGCGCACGCUGAUGACAGCCAGCCUCUUCAAGAAGAGGGCAACAGCUUCCUAGAGCAUGAUACCUGGAUGGACGAGUCUCUGCUCCGACCAGGCAAUACCUCGGGGAUUUCAGGCACUUCGGGAGCUUCAUCACAACGGCAACCAGACAAGGGCAUACCGAAAAUCAGUGUCGAUGCGGGAAGCACGCCGGGUCAUAGCCUGAAGAGCGGGAAGCGGCCGAAAUACUUGCGUAGUCGCAUGGCAAGCCACCACUCUUCCUCGUCCUCCUUCAACGACGAUGUCGAAAGUGACGUGACCGCCGGUACGGCAGGCGGGCUCGGUGUCGAUUAUGCUCUGCAGUCUGGCGGCGCCGUUCCAGCGUUGGGCACGUCGCGAAACAGCAGCAUGAGCAACAUUGUCACGCGGCAGAUAAGCAUGGGCAGCAUGGCGUCUGACUUUCGGGAAGACUCGACAGGGAGGAUUGGUGUCGAGCCACUCGAACCUCUGGACGAAUACGAAGGCAUGUCGUCCGAUAAUCCCAACGACGACAGGCUCAAGACCCCGAAGGCUCCGAGGCAGUCCUUGACCGAACCAACCGACACGGCUAUCGCCCGACACGUUAGAAACGUACAGGUACCCGAGUCGCUUGCGAGAGAAUACCGGAGCAAGACUGGCUUUGUCACACCCAGGAGGAAGUUGUCUGAGGUGAAUCUUGGCGCGAGUGCGAGCACCACCCGUACCGGCAAGAACCUCACUCUCAAGGAGCAGAGCAGCACCAUAGAACGGCUGUCCAAGGAGAACUUUGACCUCAAGCUCAAGGUAAUGUUCUUGAGCGACCGCCUUGACAAGCUUUCCGAAGAAGGUAUUAAGGAGAUGAUCUCGGAGAACGUGGAGCUCAAGACUAGUGUUGCAGUCAUGCAGCGCGACAACAAGGUCCUCCGCCGCCGUGUAAAAGAGCUCGAAAAGAAACUCAAGGAUGAAGAUGAGCGUCCCGAUACGGCCAAGAGUGGUGGAUCCUCAGGGCCUGUGCCGGAUGACUAUGAUGCACAAGCUAACGAGGAAGAGCUCAUCUACCUCCGUGAGCGUGUCGACGAGUUUGUAACGGAGAUUGAAAAGCUCAAAGAAGAAAACAUGAACAAGGAGGCAGAGAAGAGACGUAUGGCUGAGAUGGUCAAGAACCUACAGUCUAUCAACGAGAACCGUGUGGGUGAAUCUCUCGGCCAAGAUGAUGAGACGGAAGUGUGGAAGGAGCUGUACUCGCAGGAGACUGCACGCCGAGAGCAGGCAGACGAGGAUAACAAGAGAAUGGGCGACGAAAAUCGCAGCUUGCGCGAUGAGGUCUUCCGAUUAAAGCAGGAAAUGGCCAACAGCACAAACAAUCUCGGAGGGCGUCCAUCGUCUCAUGCAUCACACCCCUCAGGAAUGAGCCACACUACGAAUAUUUACAACAUCACCAAGAAGAGCCGCCCCCAGUCACCUUCAAGGCCGCAAACACGCAUGUCCGAAGCCGACACAAUGAACGGAGCAAUGAGUGUCAGCGCCUCCCUGAUGGAGGAGCUCCGUCGUGAGAGCGAACAGCUGCGGCAUGAGAAUGCCGAGCUGAGACGCGAGGUCGGUGCGCAAACGUCCAUGCUGACGUCAAGAAAUCGGGAGAAAGAGAGGCUAUACCAGGAAAUUGAGGAUUUGAAGAUGGCUGCUCGCCGCGGUGGCCCCACGCCCUCAACCAUCGACAGCCUUCUCGACAGGUCCGCGUCCCGGGCUGGUGUUCAUGACCGGCCGCAAUCCCGUGGCAGCGGAAUGACACGUACCGCCACUUUGGACGAAGACCCCGAACGGGAGGAGCUCGAGAACAAGUUGGCCGAGCUGCGAGACAAGCUAAAUGAGGUCAAGAUGCAGAAUCAGGACCUGCAACAAGAGCUCGGCAAUUACAUGCAGGAAUACGAGGCUGAAUUGGAAGGCAGGAAGCAGGCCGAAUUAGUAGUCCAACAGCUUCAAGAGGAGCUCGAGGCCACCCAGAAUGACCUACUCAUGUUGCAGCAGGAACGCGACGACCUUCUCCAAGAGAAUUCUGGGUUGGAUCAUGAGUUCAAUGCCUUGCGGGAGGAGGCACAGGACGAAAUAGACCACCUGGAGGCCGAGACCGAGCAGCGAGACCAAGAGAUUGCGCGACUUAACCAGGAACUUGCAGAGCGAAACGAAAACCAAGAGGCUCUACAGGAAGAGAUGCGCAGGUUGAGUGAGGACAUGAUACGCUUUGAAGACACACAAGAAACACAGCUCCAACGUAUUCAAGAGCUAGAAACAGAACUUGGCGAGGCGAACAAGGAGCUGGAAGAUCUAGAGGCCAAACUUCUCGAGGCCAAUGAUAAGGGUCAAAGGCUUGGUAUCCAGCUCGAAUCCACCCAAGGCGAGAUCGCCUUCCUCCGGGAAGAACAAGAGGGCGACAAGCUGCGUAUCGGCGAUUUGGUCGGCCAAUUGGCAAACACUGAGCUUGCACUCCGAGAAGAGAAAGAAAGGGUUAAGGAGCUGGAGAACCAACUUCAAGCGGAGCGACACCAGCGCGAGAUCGUGGCGAACCAGGAGAAGGAGGAUGUGCAGCAAGUGGUUAACAACCUCAACAGAGAGAUGUCUACGGCCAAGGACGAAGCAAGGAAGCUGCGCAAGAGCCUUUCCAGGCAGGAGAUCGAGGCCGCGGAGUGGAAGGAACGACUGUUGGAGCUUGAGAAUAAUUUGAGGGAGGCGCUGGGUGAUCUCAACGGCACGAGAUCCAGCUUCCUCAGGGACAUCACUAAGCUUCAAAACGAUCUUGAUACUACGUGCCGUGAAUUGGACGCUACUCGCGCUUCUCUCAAUGAGAAGGACCAUCUCAUUAAGCAGCGCGACGAACUCCUUGAGAGCCACGCCCUUGAAUCCCGUCGGCUUGGUGACACUCUUGCUAAAGAACAACAAGCGCACCGCAACACAAAACAUCAGUUUGAAACAUAUCAAAAGACACAGCAGCACGUUCACGGCACUAUGUCUUCUGCUGAACUCCGCAUUAAGGAGCUAGAGGCCAGCAAGAGCCAGGACAAGCAGCGGCUGACCAAGCUUGAAUCGUCCCUCAAGGAACAGCUCAACGAGCGCAACAGUCUCCUGCUCGUCCUGUGGACACGUCUGUCAAGCCUUUGCGGCACGGACUGGGCACACGACAACAGCCUCAUCAGUGGCCGCGCCCUGCCGUCUCUGGAGUCCGUAGCUACCAUGCUACCCGGGUUCAGCAAAAACCUCCUAGCUGCCGUCAGGACCAUCGAGUCGAUUGUCAGCAAGUUCCAAGACCGGGUCAAAUCUGUCGAGCGCGAGCUCUGGCGUGAAUACCAGCACCUCGAAGACAGCCUCGACAAGCGCGUCAAGAAGCUCGAUAAGAUCGAGUCUAUUGUUCGCAACGGGGUGGCCACGGGGUCGAUCGGUAUCGCGGGGCAAAUGAGCCAAGCGCUUCUCGAGGAGCAGAAACAGCGCAUGGCGAAGCUUGAAGAUGCAUACCGCCAGCUGAAGGUGGAGAACGCGACCCUCCGCACAGCCAACGAAGUCCGCCACGCGAUGCUUGACCCUCGGGCAGAGAGGGGACUCGAUGACGGCGGGAGCCCCAGCCCGAGCAUACCCACCGGCCCAACAGGACGAGCCAGGUCAGGUGAGAGGGGAAGCCAGCGCAGUGAACGAAGCCGUCAGAGUUCGCGUCACGUCAGCGGUGGCGCCCCAACGACUUCGAGUGGGUCGUCGACGCACCGUGCGACGAGCCGAACCUCUACUAUGACCCGGGAGACUAUAACGAGAGAAAGAUCAUACGGGGCAGAAAACGAGAUCACAUCUGCGCAGGACGUGAUCAACGAGUUUGACCCACCUCAGAGCAGCCUCAGCAAUCACAACAAGCGCGAUGUGACAUCGGCGGCAGGCUCUCACGGGCCCCUCUCGCCCGGAGCGCCUCUGGACGCAGAGAUCAAGUGGAUGCACCGUCUGAAGGACAUGGAGAUCAAGCUGAAGGCCGAGAGGGAGGGUCGACGGCUCGACCGUAAUGAGGCCAGCCGCAAGAUCAUCAGUCUCGAGGAGGUGGCGCUGCAGGCGCAGGCACGGGAGGCCAAGUUGGACAGGAAGCGGCGGAUGGAGGCUGCGCUGUCGCUGGCGGGCAGGGACAAGUCGGGUGGUGGGAAGAGGAGUCCUAGUGCUGGCGGGGUCUAG